AGCUCUCACUCUCUCCUCCCUCUCUCCUCCCUCCUCCUCCUUCCUCUCCUUUUUCUGCUGCAGCAGUCAAGGCUUCAGUGUGUCAGAGAGAGAGAGAGAGUGAAGAGGAGGAAAAAGCAGAAGAGGACUAUUUGGUUGAGCUGAGUGUUUAUGUUUCUAUGUUUCGCCAUUGGACUGCUGUGUUAAGGGGCACGAGAAGCUGAGAGAGGAGGAAGAGGAGGAGGAGAUGAAGAGGGAAGCUUGUCUGGACUAAAUUCUCCUUGUCAUGUCAGCAUGUGUGAGCCUUGACUGAUCAGAGAGAGGAAAAAGGGCACAAACACUGUUUGGAAGGCAAGAGGUGGAGAAACUGGGACUGGGACUUCACUGAGAUGAAGGAGGAGGUGGCAGAGCAGUUGGAGGCUCCAUUUUAUCAUGACAUUGUUGGAUAAACGAGUCGACGGAGUGAGCGUUCUUCGGUUGUGUGUCAACAGGAAUUUAUGUUAAAAGGUAACGCACAAGGAAGCGAAGAGCGUCUUCAACCCAACUGAGAAGCACUGAGUGUGUGUGCGUGUGUGGAGGGCCGAGAACUGGAAGGUCAGGGGAGUAACCUGGCCAUCAAACGGACUGGAAGCCUCUCCUCUCCAGGGAUCAUGUACCCUCAGGGCAGGCAUCCGGUCCCCUUGCAACCUGGCCAGUCUUUCAAGUUCACAGUCCUGGAAACCCUGGAUCGUAUCAAGGAGGAAUUCCAGUUUCUUCAGGCUCAGUAUCACAGCCUGAAGCUGGAAUGUGAGAAGCUGGCAAGUGAGAAGACAGAAAUGCAGAGGCACUACAUCAUGUACUACGAAAUGUCCUACGGUCUCAACAUUGAGAUGCACAAACAGAGUAAGUCCGUGUCGUCAACAGACAGCCAACCGACCGAGGAGCGCCAAGGCCCAUCAGGAGGAUACUCUUCCAUGCAGGGAGGAGCUGAGGCCAAGAGGAGGCGCUGCGAUGACAAAGAAUCCCUCCCAUCACACUCCUAUGACAGUGAUGGAGACAAGAGCGAAGACAAUCUCGUAGUGGACGUCUCUAAUGAGGAGCCUAACUCUCCUGCGGGCAGCCUGCCUCAUUCUCCUCAUGGGAACGGGCUGGACCGAGCACCUGCCCUGAGAAAGGAGCUCCCUGGCUCCUCGAGUGCCGGAGAGACCCCUUCCACACCAAACCCUUGCAGCCCCACCCCAGGGAAGACCAAGGACCCUGCACAGAUGGAUAAGUCCCAGUCUCCGUUGUCCAAAUCUGGCACCCCGUCCCCGUCCCACCGUGAGGCUCUUACCCCCGGAGCACCAGGAGCUCCUGGAGCUCCAGGCCCCAGCACCUCCUGCCUUCGCCUAGUUAGCAAAGCAGCAUCCAGUGCAGACCCUCUUGCUCUCCGCAGUCCCAUGUCUGUGCCCCCCGGUUCAUACCCGGCUCAUUUUGGCGUGGUGUCCCACGCAGGACUGAACGGGGAGCUGGCCAGCCCGGGAGGAUUCGGAGGGGCGCUCACUCUCUCCCCGCAGAUCAGCGCGGCAGCCGGCGCCUACUCCCGCAGCCCCUUGGUGGCGUACGACUCUCGCUCUCACCUUAGAGCUCCGGGGCUGUCCUCCUCUCUGCCGGGUUCCUCUGGUGGAAAACCCGCCUACUCGUUCCACGUGAGCGCAGACGGUCAGAUGCAGCCGGUGCCGUUUCCCCCCGACGCCCUGCUCGGUCCGGGGAUCCCGCGUCACGCCCGUCAGAUCCACACACUGAGCCACGGAGAGGUGGUAUGCGCCGUCACCAUCAGCACCUCGACGCGCCACGUUUACACCGGAGGCAAGGGCUGCGUCAAGGUGUGGGACAUCAGCCAGCCAGGAAGCAAGAGUCCUAUGGCCCAACUGGACUGUCUGAACAGGGAUAACUACAUCCGCUCCUGCAAGAUCCUCCCUGAUGGACGAACCUUGAUUGUUGGCGGCGAGGCCAGCACACUGUCCAUCUGGGAUUUGGCCACGCCCACUCCUCGCAUCAAGGCAGAGCUAACGUCAUCCGCUCCAGCCUGCUACGCCCUGGCCAUCUCACCUGACAACAAGGUCUGCUUCUCCUGCUGCAGUGAUGGCAACAUCGUCGUCUGGGACCUCCACAACCAGACGCUGGUCCGGCAGUUCCAGGGCCACACAGACGGGGCAAGCUGCAUCGACAUCUCCAACGACGGCACCAAACUGUGGACCGGAGGGCUGGACAACACAGUGCGCUGCUGGGACCUCCGGGAGGGACGACAGCUGCAGCAGCACGACUUCACCUCACAGAUCUUCUCUCUGGGCUACUGUCCGACAGGCGAGUGGCUCACUGUGGGGAUGGAGAGCAGCAACGUGGAAGUCCUGCACGUCUCCAAACCUGACAAGUACCAGCUGCACCUCCACGAGAGUUGCGUCCUCUCACUCAAGUUCGCCUACUGCGGAAAGUGGUUCGUGAGCACAGGAAAAGACAAUCUGCUUAAUGCAUGGAGGACACCAUAUGGAGCGAGUAUCUUCCAGUCCAAGGAGUCGUCGUCUGUGCUGAGCUGUGACGUCUCCCCGGACGACAAGUACAUAGUGACGGGCUCCGGGGACAAGAAGGCCACGGUGUAUGAGGUGGUGUACUGACGGCCAGGAGAAGAAAACAACUAUCUUUUUUUUUUUGUCUUUUAUUUUUCAUUUCUUUUUCGGAGUUUAUACAAAUUGGGCAAUUAGGUUUCCUGUCAACCCUACCUGAUCAGCAGCAACAGCACCUCUGUCCUGACCCACAACACUCAGCUGUCAUAUAAGCUAUUGUAGAUGGUUUUAAACGUCCCCACCCUCCCCCUCCCCUCCUCCUCCUCCCAUUUUUAGCUCCACAAAUGAGGCAUGAUAGCAGGGAGGGAGGCAGAAUAAAAAAACACAAGAUAAGGAAGACAAAGAAAGAGGGCGGUGGAGUGUAAAGAUAAAAUUGGAAAAACGAGCAGCGAGAGACAGAGAGUGGAAGAAAGAGAAAAAGGGUGAGGGGAAGAGGAAGAGGGAGGCAGGGUAAUUAGGGCUGUUUCCUGAUUAAGAGCUCAGUGGAAGGGAGGCCCCCAGAGGAGGCGCAAAGCGGCACUGUGGGAGCGCCAGCCAGGAGCACUGAUAGCACACAAUCGAUUCAUUAGCCAGACAGUGGAGGCCUUAAUGAGGCCGACGCUGAAGCUCCGUCUCCCCAGCGAGAGGUGUCAGGAGCUGGGGAGGGACAGCUCUCUGAGAUGGAAAAGAACCGCGUCAGAUUGCCACAAACAGACAUGAAACCUGCUCCCAUACACAAACUGGUGUCGCCGCAUGUCACCAGGCGAGAGUACCUCGUAACACCCACUAAAGGAAAGCUUAUGAAAGGAGGAAAACACUCAUCGCACUCCUCCUCUCGUUACCCGUUUCAUUUUGUUCUGACAAAGGCGAGGAAGUCGCUGAGAUGCUCUGAUUGCCCGGGGUUAGCUGAAAGUGUUCCCUUUAAUUCCUCCAGAUUGUUCCCCUGACAUGGAGCACCUCACUGUACGGCAGGCUGGAGAGCAAAUCACGCUAUCAACACAAUUAAUACAUUUUUAUUUUUUAUUUUACACAACUAGUUAAAAGUUUUCAUUUCCAAACGUCCUUAUUUACAUCAGCUUGCUUCCUUACUUUCAGCUAAAUUUUCUUUAAUUUUUAUAAAAAUAUCCCACACCAGUUCUUGUCCUGAUUCAAACAAGAUUUUUUUGCACCUUACUCACGUCUGUAAGAGAAAUGUAAAGUUUGCUAACCCCACAAACUGAAAGCACGUUGCGU
Nematolebias whitei (Rio pearlfish) is the source of this 3773-nucleotide messenger RNA. It is a transcript of the gene tle2b, whose product is annotated as TLE family member 2, transcriptional corepressor b. Gene Ontology annotation, cellular component: nucleus; transcription regulator complex. Gene Ontology annotation, biological process: regulation of DNA-templated transcription; negative regulation of canonical Wnt signaling pathway. NCBI's taxonomy places the organism in Eukaryota, Metazoa, Chordata, Actinopteri, Cyprinodontiformes, Rivulidae. Gene Ontology annotation, molecular function: protein binding; transcription corepressor activity. The record is from RefSeq and is a predicted model, not a curated record.